Messenger RNA from Lactuca saligna, 1633 nucleotides. Lineage: Eukaryota; Viridiplantae; Streptophyta; Magnoliopsida; Asterales; Asteraceae. The record is from the annotation of a GenBank genome assembly.
UCACAAUAGUCAAAACCUUAAAAUAUUCCUACUUUUUGCAUUUAGUUUUUGCUUGGUACAUUUUUACGCGUUUAUUCCUGUCUUUCUUUGCAGUUUUGGACAUGUUCUACUCCAAAACAUUCGUGGGCUUUUUAAUAUAAAGAGGGGCGGGGGGUAAAGACGCCAGUCCAAGUUCUUCCCUCGAACACAACCCCUUUCUUCGUUUUAACCGCCAUGCCAAAUUCCGGCAAAACUCUCGAUCAUUCUCUGAUAAAGAGUCUCGAACUGAGGCUCUAGAGUUCGUUAUGCGCAAUAUAUCAACAACUCCUGACUCCGAUCAAAAUCUCCCAGAAAUUUUAGGACAACUGAAGUCUGUGUUUCGGAAAACAUACAAAGGCCAGGAACAACAUGAAAGUGGUGAUAUGGUUGAUGAUAUCAGCAAUUUACCUGAUUGUAUUCUUCAUCAAAUUCUAUCUUUUAUUCCCACAAAAGAAGUUGUAAAGACGUCCAUAUUGUCUACAAGAUGGAAGAACCUCUGGGCUUCUGCACCUAACAUUGAUUUUGAUGAUGGAUUGUUGUAUGCUAAAACAGUUGAUGGUCGGUGUCGGCCUGAGCACACCAUUGUUCGGUUCCCAGAUGAUGCCUCUACAGAAAAACUUUUCUCAGGAUGCCCGUUUCUAGAAGAACUGGUUUUAUUAGAUUGCUACUUGGUGAACUUGAAUAACAUUGUGAUUUGUAGUUCCACCUUAAAGAGCUUGACCAUACAUGAUCUGCCAUAUUUUGGUGAAUUUGACGAUACUAGUGGCUGUAAUAUCAAGAUCGAUGCAGUAAAUCUUACAUGUUUUAAAUAUUUUGGAAACCUAUUAAACGAUAUUCUAGUGAAUAAUGCCUUAUCCCUGGUCGAUGCAUUCAUUCACAUUCCUAUUCCCCAAGAGAGGGAAACAGAAGUCACAUAUCGAGCUAUUGAUCUACUCAAACAACUAAGAUAUGUUGUGUCUUUGAGGAUAUCUAAUCGCAUCAUGGAGUCUCUUAUAUUUGCAGAUAACAUGGUCCACUAUUCUCCGGUUUUUUCAAAUUUGAGGCAUUUAGUGUUGACUAUGGAAAGUGGGAAAUAUCCGUUUGGAGGUCUGAUGGAUUUGCUUUACUUCUGUCCAAUUCUACAAUCUAUUAGUCUUCUGGAGGGAUUCGAGCACCACAUGUGCCUUGGUGAAAACGAUCCAAUUUUGAUAUUAGUACCUAUAUGCAUGUUGAGUUGCCUUAAAAUAGUUACUUUCAAGAACUUUCAUUCUAAUGAUUCAGAAAUAUAUUUCCUCAAAUGCAUUUUGAAGUAUGCGUGCGUUUUGGAGAGGAUGGACAUCGUGUGGUCUAAGACUCGGCUACCAGAUCUAAAGAAGCAAGCACAAGCCAGGACAGAAUUAGAAACAAUCCGAAGGAGCUCUACAGCCUGUCACGUCAAGUUCUCAUAAAAUCUGAAGAAAACCCUAAGUACUUUGGUUUUUUUUUAGUAUUUAUUUUGCAUCUUCAGAAUGUACGCUAUAGUGGAACACACCAAUUUUACCAGAAAGUACACCCAAAAAUUCUCUUUUACAGAAUACAGUUUUUAAAUAAUACCAUCAUCGAUAGACAUCCCACCCCAUUAAGAGAUACCAUAACC